GUUUAAAACCUAAGCUUGCGCCAGGGAUUCGAUAGGUUCGCCGCUGCGGAGGUGGGUUCUGAAGCCUGAAAAUCUCCAUCCACUGCUAGUCUGUCAGUCUACCUAUUUCUCUCACUCUCUCGUGCGCGGGCUGCUGUAUUUUUUGCUUGGGAAGAGAUUAUUACUCCCGGCUUCUUCUCCCUAUCUCCAAAUAAUUUCUUCGAUUUCUUCUGCAAUGGCUUUGUCACUGAACCACCCUAUCUCCCUCGGCAUUAAGGAAAAGGAUUGGAUGUGGGAAAAGGGGGUUUCUUUGCAUAAAUGUGGUGUUCUCCAGUUUCGGAGCUGUGAUGGGUCUUACCAGCGGGGGAAAAGGGUUUCAUCCAUCGUUUGCUUGGAUGUGGGAACUAGUUCCAUCUACAUUCCUGCCGCUCCUAUAGUUAUUCCUGAAGGACCCUGGAAACAGAUUCCUGGCGGUGUUACUGCUGCGAAAGGAUUCAAAGCUGCAGGACUCUAUGGCGGUUUACGUGCAAAAGGAGAGAAGCCUGAUUUGGCUCUCGUAACUUGCGAUGUUGAUGCCGCUGUAGCAGGGGUGUUCACGACCAACAUUGUUGCAGCUGCUCCGAUUAAAUACUGCAGAAAUGUGCUAAAGCUUUCAAAUACAGCACGUGCAGUAUUGAUUAAUGCUGGUCAAGCAAAUGCUGCUACCGGCGAUCCAGGUUAUGAAGAUGCAGUAGAAUGCGCUCAUUCUGUUGCCCAGCUUCUUCAACUGAGACAAGAAGAUGUAAUGAUUCAAUCAACUGGUGUGAUUGGUCAAAGGAUUAAAAAGGAAGCUCUUCUAAGUUCACUUCCCAGAUUGGUUAAUUCCCUAUCAGCAACAGUUGAAGGGGCAGAUGCUGCAGCUGUUGGUAUUACCACCACCGAUCUUGUCAGCAAAAGUGUUGCUAUAGAGGCUGAGGUUGGAGGAGCUCUUGUAAAAGUUGGUGGAAUGGCCAAAGGUUCAGGAAUGAUUCACCCCAACAUGGCAACUAUGCUCGGUGUUGUAACCACUGAUGCCCUGGUUACCAGUGAUAUUUGGAGAGAGAUGGUCCGAAUAGCAGUAAAUAGAAGUUUCAACCAGAUCAGUGUAGAUGGAGAUACGAGUACGAAUGAUUGUAUCAUCGCUAUGGCCAGUGGAUUAGCAGUUCCAGACAAGAUUUCAUCAGCUAAUAGCAUAGAGGGAUGUCAACUUCAAGCGUGCCUUGAUGUCGUUAUGCAAGGCCUUGCAAAAUCAAUAGCUUGGGAUGGUGAGGGAGCAACUUGCUUGCUUGAGGUUAUUGUUUCUGGUGCCAAUAAUGAGGCGGAAGCAGCGAAGAUUGCUCGGACGGUGGCAUCCUCUUCGCUUGUAAAAGCAGCUGUCUAUGGUAGAGAUCCUAAUUGGGGUCGCAUAGCAUGUGCUGUUGGCUAUGCUGGCAUUGAUUUUGACCUUAAUGCGCUUCACUUAUCAUUGGGAGAUAUCCCUCUCAUGCGCAGUGGGCAGCCACUUCCUUUUGAUAGGGUUGAAGCCAGCACUUAUCUCAAACAGGUCGGAGAGUCUCACGGCACCGUAGAGAUCCACAUAUCUAUAGGCAAUGGAAGUGGGUGUGGAAAAGCCUGGGGAUGUGAUCUAAGUUAUGAUUAUAUCAAAAUAAAUGCUGAGUAUACAACUUGAUUCCUAUCAGAGAAUAUGGGCUAUUCAUCCUAACAUGCACCCCUUCAUGUCUGUAAGACUAUCUGUCUUGCUUUUCGUGAAAUUAAGUUAUUUGCAUUUUUUGGUUUUUUUUUUCUUUCAGUUGUACCCCUCAAAAUCCAUUUUCUACUUAUUUUUUAUGUUUAUU
Phalaenopsis equestris is the source of this 1832-nucleotide messenger RNA. Its product is annotated as arginine biosynthesis bifunctional protein ArgJ, chloroplastic. Bases 215 to 1666 code for a protein of 483 amino acids. Gene Ontology annotation, molecular function: L-glutamate N-acetyltransferase activity, acting on acetyl-L-ornithine as donor; L-glutamate N-acetyltransferase activity, acting on acetyl-CoA as donor. Gene Ontology annotation, biological process: L-arginine biosynthetic process; L-ornithine biosynthetic process. The transcript is spliced from 16 exons. Lineage: Eukaryota; Viridiplantae; Streptophyta; Magnoliopsida; Asparagales; Orchidaceae. The record is from RefSeq and is a predicted model, not a curated record.